CGCUAAACACAAUGGCUACAAAGCUUGAGGAAACUAACCUAGCGCCAGUUGAGGGCGCAGGUCUGUCCGGCGGUUCAAGUGCCGAGAAGCAGGUACCCGAGAGCGAGGCUGUUAUCGAGUCCACGCGACUGGACCCUAUCGCAGAUGAGAAGAAGGUGGACGACGCGACCGCCGGUGUAGCUGAUCUCUCAGUCGACGAAAAGCCAGUGGACGAAGAGAAAACAGAAGCAGCGGCUGCUGUUGUCGUAACACCCACUGCAGACAACACUCCUGCACCCGUCCUCGACAGCACUCCUGCGGCACCCACUGCGCCCGCAAGUACCGACCCUACCUGGCCCGAGACUGCGCCUGACCACCCCCUCACGCUCUUCUACGCUGCCUUCGAAGCCCUCGUCAAAGAAGCAUCCCACGCCGAAGUCUACGGCAUCGAGCUCUCCACCUCGAACCCGUUCCACACAAAGCUCGUGCUGCAGAAGUUCCUCCGCGCUAACCAGAACGACCUCGAGAAAGCGAAACAGCAACUUCUCGAGACGUUAAAGUGGAGGAAAGAAUUCGAUCCCGUCAAAGCCGCAUCAGACAGCUAUGAAAAGAGCAAGUUCGACGGAUUGGGAUACAUCAUCGAAGUUGGAGGCGUCCCAGGGAGCGACAACGUGAAGGAUGUUGUGACGUUCAAUGUGUACGGCGCUGUCAAGGACAACAAGGCGACAUUCGGGGAUCUUGACGCCUUCCUCCGCUGGCGUGUCGGUCUCAUGGAGAAGUCUGUCCAGCACCUCUCCCUCGCGUCCGCUACGCAACCCAUUCCGAACUUUGGCGAGGGCGCGGAUCCCUACCAGGGCUUCCAGGUGCACGACUACCUCCAAGUUUCGUUCUUGCGCCAGGAUCCUCUCGUCAAGGCCGCGACCAAGAAGACCAUCGAGGUGCUCGGCCGCUACUACCCGGAAACUCUCUCACGCAAGUUCUUUGUCAAUGUGCCCGUCAUCAUGGGCUGGUUGUACAACGCCAUGAAACUUGUUAUUGCCAAGGAGACGGUUAAGAAGUUCACGGUCCUGAGCUAUGGCAACCAAUUGGCUACUUCCCUGGGCCAGGGCGUCCCUAAGGAGUAUGGAGGCACGACUGCUGAGUUGAAGGAAGUGGGUGAGGGCAUGACGUUCACAGAGUGAAGAGGUCAUUGUGUGAGCGAGGAAGGGGAGACGGUUGAAGAACAUGUUGAAGAGAGGGGAAGUGUGUAAUGGCAGGAGAUAAUACCCGGCGUAUCUAUGGAAUGAGCAGUUCCAGUGCUUCCUUUUGGAAGAACUUUUCAGCGUUUGCUUUAGAUAGUUUCAAUACAUUCCACUCAGAG
Molecule: messenger RNA, 1339 nt
Organism: Dothidotthia symphoricarpi CBS 119687
Lineage: Eukaryota; Fungi; Ascomycota; Dothideomycetes; Pleosporales; Dothidotthiaceae
Product: CRAL/TRIO domain-containing protein
Exons: 2
Coding region: 12-1160 (382 amino acids)
Biological process (GO): Golgi to plasma membrane protein transport; regulation of exocytosis
Cellular component (GO): cytosol; cortical endoplasmic reticulum; plasma membrane
Molecular function (GO): phosphatidylinositol transfer activity
Source: RefSeq, a predicted model, not a curated record